Messenger RNA from Rhea pennata, 4169 nucleotides. It is a transcript of the gene ITGA3, whose product is annotated as integrin subunit alpha 3. Gene Ontology annotation, cellular component: external side of plasma membrane; integrin complex. Lineage: Eukaryota; Metazoa; Chordata; Aves; Rheiformes; Rheidae. The record is from RefSeq and is a predicted model, not a curated record. Gene Ontology annotation, molecular function: integrin binding. The coding region runs from base 44 to 3202 and encodes 1052 amino acids. The transcript has 25 exons. Gene Ontology annotation, biological process: leukocyte migration; cell-matrix adhesion; cell adhesion mediated by integrin.
GUACGGGUGCCGGCACGGCGGGGUACGGGAGCCGCCGGGGGUCAUGGCGCGGCGCCGGCGGCUGCUGCUGCUGCUGGCGCUGGGCGCGCUGCUCCGCGCCGCCGCCGCCUUCAACCUCGACACCGCCUUCCCCGUGCUCAAGGAGGGCGCGACCCGCCGCGGCUUCUUCGGCUUCUCCGUGGCGCUGCACCGCCAGACGGAGCGGCGGGAGCGGUACCUGCUGCUGGUCGGGGCACCCCAAGAUGUGGACGUGGAGAACAGCACACGGACGGGUGCCGUCUACUCUUGCCCCCUCACCGCCUCCAAAAGCGACUGCCAGAGGCUUGAUAUUGAGUUGAAGAGUGAGCCAGACAAAUACAUCAUCGAGGACAUGUGGCUGGGAGUGACGGUGGCCAGCCAGCGGCAGCCAGCUGGGAGGGUGCUGGCCUGUGCUCACCGCUACACGAAGGUGCUGUGGUCGGGCAGCGAGGACCAGCGGCGCAUGGUGGGCAAGUGCUACGUGCGGGGCAACGACCUGCGCCUCAACAUCAGCGAUGAGUGGCAAACCUACCACAACGAGAUGUGCAACUCCAACACGGAUGCUGAGGAGACGGGCAUGUGCCAGAUGGGCACCAGCGCAGGCUUCACUGCCAACAUCAUCUACUUUGGGGCACCUGGCGCCUACAACUGGCAAGGUACCAACUACAUGCUGCAGCGGGAGAUGUGGGACCUGCACGACUUCUCCUAUCCCAACGAGCAGAACGGCAACACCUACAUAGGGUACACAACGGAGAUGGGCAGCGCUGUGCUGCAGCAGGACGCGGUGACGGUGGUGUCGGGCGCUCCCCGGUACCAGCACACGGGCGCCGUGUACCUGCUGAGCCACAGCCCCCAGUACACCCUGGAGAAGAGCUUGCUGCUCCGCGGCCACCAAGUUGGCUCCUACUUCGGCAGCGCCGUGGCCCUGGCAGACCUCAACAACGAUGGGUGGCAGGACCUGGUGGUGGGAGCCCCCUACUACUUCAAGCGGAAGCAGGAGGUGGGGGGUGCCGUGUACGUGUACAUGAACGAGGUGGGGGGCUUCCGGCCUGAGCCCAGCUUGGUGCUCACCGGCCCCAGCUACUCCGCCUUUGGCUUCGCCGUGGCCAGCAUUGGGGACAUCAACCAGGACGGCUUCCAGGAUAUUGCUGUGGGGGCUCCUUUCGAGGGACCUGGCAAGGUCUACAUCUACCAUAGCAGUGCAGAAGGAUUGCUGGACAAACCGCGGCAGGUGAUCAGCGGCUCAGAUCUGGGUCCCGCCAGCAUGCGAACCUUUGGGUACUCGCUUAGUGGGGGGUUGGAUGUGGACAGUAACUCCUACCCCGACCUCCUGGUGGGCAGCUUGGCAGAGAGGAUUGCCCUGCUCAGAGCUCGUCCUGUGAUCAACAUCCUGAACAAGACAUUGACGGUGAACCCCAGCAAGGUGGACCCUGCCCGGUGCACCCCUGACUCCUGUAUCAAGGUGACCGUCUGCUUCUCCUACAACCAGAGCGCCGGUGACCCAAAGUACAAGGAGAGGAUCAACCUGGAGUACACGUUGGAGGCUGACAAGGACCGUCACCCACCCAGGGUGAAGUUUUUGGGGACACAUUCUGCCACCUACCGUGGCAUCUUCCGUAUGCCUGACACCCGCUGUGAAACCAAGGAGCUCCUGCUGGUGGAGAACAUCCGGGACAAGCUACACCCCAUCAUGCUCUCCAUGAACUACUCGCUGGUGGAGAGGCCUAGGACCUUCCAGCUGGGCCUCCACUCCCUCAAUGCCUUCCCCGUCCUCAACGAGGACCAGUCCCACGAGAAUGAGACUAAGAUUGAGUUCCAGAAGGAGUGUGGAAUGGACAACAAGUGCUACAGCAACCUCCAACUUCAGAGCAGCUUCGUAACUGACCAGAACCAGCCCCUGCCUAGGCUGAACGGGACCCAAGUGCUGCAGUACAGCCGGGACAUGCGGAAGCUGUACCUGAGUGUGAACAUCACCAACACGCCCACCACGGCCUUCAACGGUGAAGAUGCCCAUGAGGCCCUGCUCAACAUCACAGUGCCUGCAACCCUGCUGCCCUCCUCUGUCCGCCCGAGUGGGGCCUGUACCUUUGCGGAGACAGUGCUGUGCGAGCUGGGCAACCCCUUCAAGAGGAACCAGAGGGCAGAGCUGAUCAUCACCUUUGAGGCCAUUGGGAUCACACUGGACACACGAGAGGUCUUAGUGUGGCUGGACUUAUCCACGCAAAGCACCCAGGAGGACCUGCAGCCCGUGCUGGCCAAGCUGCUGGUGGAUUAUAGCAUCCAGUCGUCGCUGACAGUAGCCUCCUCCCACAUCCAGUCACACUUCAGUGGGACGGUGGUGGGCGAGUCGGCCAUGCAGAAAGAGCAGGACGUGGGCAGCGCCCUCGCCUUCGACUUCCAGGUGACCACCAAGGGGGAGUCACUGGGUGCCCUGGGCACCAUCCUGCUUGGAUUCGAGUGGCCCUACGAGAUCCCCAAUGGCAAGUGGCUCCUGUACCCCACAGAGAUCCUCGUCAACAGCAAUGAGACCUGCCAGCCCCCUGGGGGAGUCAUUAACCCCCUCAACCUCACUCUCCUGGAAGACAAAGUCCCACUCCGGCAGAGACGUGAACUGGGGGAAUCACAGCCGGCAGAGCCCCCCAUCACCCUGGCCACUGCCAAGAAGGCCAAAUCGGAGGUGGUGCUGAGCUGCUCCAAGGGCACAGCCCACUGCAUCUGGUUCGAGUGCCCGGUCCACGACACUCAGCACCCCACCACCUUCAGCAUCCGCGCCCGCGUGUGGAACAGCACCUUCAUCGAGGAGUACAGUGAUUUUGACCGGGUGAAGGUGGAUGGCACAGCGACACUGUUCCUCCGGACCCACGUCCCCACCAUCAACAUGAGGAACCACACGGUGCGGUUCUCUGUGGAUGUCGACUCAGAGCUGACGGAGGAGCAGCCAGCUGAGAUUGCGCUGUGGUUGGUGCUGGUGUCUGUGGCAGCCGGGCUGCUGCUGCUGGGGCUGAUCAUCGUCCUGCUGUGGAAGUGCGACUUCUUCCAGCGGACUCGCUACUACCGGAUCAUGCCCAAGUACCACGCAGUGAGGAUUCGGCAGGAGCAGCGCUACCAGCCCGGCGGCCUCCUGCCCCGCUGGCGCAAGAAGCACUGGGUAACAAGCUGGCAGGAGCCAGAGAAGUACUACUGACCCCCUCGCCCUCACCCCGCCAGCGGGGCCGGGGGCCGCGCACGCCCCCGCCAAGCCGUCGUGCAAGGGGAGCACGAGGACUGGUUUUACUUUGCACAAGGGGAUCUUUUCCUGCCCGUAUGCACCUCCCCGUUGCCUGAGGACAUGGCCGUGUCCCCCGCGCUCGCUCGCGUGCCCUCCCGUGCGCUUCCCCGUGCCCUCUUGUGCGUGACCCGCCUCUUGCACGCUCGCGCUACCGACUGGAGGGCUGCUGCGGCGCGAGGCUGAGCCUGACGCGUCCCCCUUCUCCUUCCUCGACACGAUCGCUGCUGGUCUCACUAGUGCCUUCCCCUCGCACGCUGCUGGGGCUGCCCGCGCGCAGACACUCCUCCCUGCCGGGCGUCCGUGACACGUCCUUGCACGCCGGGACACGCUUGCAAACCCCACGUACCCCCGAGCCUCUCUGGGGGCGAGGUGAAUGACCCCCUGUGUGUCCCCCUUCCCUCCACGCUGACCGCGCAACGCUGCUCGGCUUGCGCUGGGGCCGCGUGUUACACGGGGACAGGGUGCAGUGGGAGGGCAGAGCCUUCCUCCCCUGCCUCCUCCUCCCCAGUGCAGCACGGGAGCCUGAUCCGGCACAUUCCUUUCCCCACUCCCCGGCCAGCGUCGAGGCCGGCACGGCACAGCCUUGGCACGGGGGGUGCAGAGGACCAGGAGGGGAAACCCCCUCCAUGCAGCCUUCGCCCCUGCAGCGACUCUGGGGCUGGGGGAUGCUGCCCUGGGGGCGUCUGUCCUGCCCCGGGGCUCUGCCCUGCCCUGCAGAUGCCGACGCUGCCCUGGGGGUUAAGUUAUUCCACGUCUCUCAUGUGCGUUUCGGUGUGGAGCUCCGGAGCGCGGUUGGUACUAGGGCCCGGGGGCGGCGCGUCCCCCUGGCCGGGCGCGCGCCCUGCCGCUGGUGCCCAAUAAAGCCCCACUCCGGGAUUUGUAA